Messenger RNA from Castor canadensis (American beaver), 1373 nucleotides. It is a transcript of the gene C2H11orf65, whose product is annotated as chromosome 2 C11orf65 homolog. Lineage: Eukaryota; Metazoa; Chordata; Mammalia; Rodentia; Castoridae. The record is from RefSeq and is a predicted model, not a curated record.
GCCAGCGAAGAGAUGGCGUCCCCUCCCUCUCAGCGCGUACCGCUCCCGGGCCACUCGCUGGUGUGGCCGCUCGUGUGAGCCUUGCCCAGGCCAGGGCCAUAUGGGCCCACGCCCUUGAUGUCUGUGUGCCCAUCCAUUUGUUCUUCCCAGAUUCUUAGGAUUUUCAAAUGUCCAAGGAAGAGGAACCAGAACUUAAAAAGCAGGAUAUAGCUGCGAGAAUCAUUCAGAGGUCCUGGAAAUGUUUCCUUAAUGUUGCUAUAUUCCAACACUUGAAAAGACUGAUUGACUUAAGAAGACAAGGGGAGCCACGUCAGAUAGUGAGACAUAUCAAUCCUAAAGAGGCAGAGCUUCUGGACGCUGCUGCUGGCAUCCACAUACGAUUCAGGUUAGGUGGAGUCAAAUUUCCUCCUGACAUCUACUAUAAGAUUUUUACUCAGAGACCUAUCGAAGACUUGUGUGCUAACAGCCCUAGAGAUUACACAAAGCUUCCAGCAAAACGCACGAGUCACAAUAAGAGUAACCCGCCUCACGAGGAGGACCACAGCAGCUGGUAUCGUCGGGUAGAAAACAACGGAUGGAGGCCAGUUUGUGACAGAUUCUGGAUACCAACUGACAAUAAAGUGGUGGAAAGCAAAAAGGAAACCGAAUUCCAUUUCUCUAAACUGAAGAGAAGGCAAGAUUUGGAGAAGAAAAGGAAAAUUAGAAAAAUAGAAUGGAUGAGGCAAAUGUACUAUGCAGGAAGCCUGGAGGCUAAGGCUACUCAUCCAGAAACAUUAGGUUUAAUUCACACAGCAACAAAAGGGCUAAUAAAAAGCAUUGAAGAAGGAGGGGUAGAUUCGGUGAUGGAAUGGGAAGUAGACGAAGUGCUGAAAUGGACAAAUACACUCAACUUUGAUGAGUAUAUUACCACCUGGAAGAGAACUGCUACAAGUAACUCUUCAGCUAACCUCAACGGUUUCAGGUUUGGGCAAGCACAGAAAGAUACAUUCAACUAUGAAGAUGUAUCAGAGAUGCAAAUGGAAGCACCAUAUGAUGCUUUCUAUGAAGAUGUUUACAGAAAACCAACUGUUACUAGACUGACACCUGAUUCCACUUACAGAAUAUAAUCAGACUUUUCUAAGAUAGGGCCCUUCCAGCCCAGCAUUUGCCAGUUAAAGCAGAGAGACAGAUUGCUACUCUGACAAUGGCUUGUAUAUACUUUGCACAGAACUCUAACCCAGUUAAAGGAGACUGAACAGAAAUAUGACAUUAGGCUGAACAGUGUAGUCACAGAAAAUACAGAAAUUUUUGGUAUUCUGAGAGACUGUUGUACUGUAAUAGUCACAUUUAAAGAUAUUAUAUUUAGAUGUAAAAAAAAUCAGACUGAUAAUUUU